Messenger RNA from Hypanus sabinus (Atlantic stingray), 12158 nucleotides. RefSeq lists its product as uncharacterized. Lineage: Eukaryota; Metazoa; Chordata; Chondrichthyes; Myliobatiformes; Dasyatidae. Gene Ontology annotation, molecular function: calcium ion binding; protein binding. The transcript has 83 exons. The record is from RefSeq and is a predicted model, not a curated record. The coding region runs from base 1 to 11856 and encodes 3951 amino acids.
AUGGUGCAGACUAUAACUGCCAAUGUCACAGGACCCAACAUCACACUGACGUGGAUGGUCAAUCCGCUUCCAGGAAUGGUGAUCCUCAACUAUCGAAUCAUUGCCAACUGCACAGACCACACCGGUGGGGUCCAGCAGAUUCACAGCUCCCAGCCUGCAAACAUGACCACUUUGGUUUUAACAGGUCUGGGCUCCCUGUCAGUGUGUACCUCUGUCAUCCAAGUAAACACCUCCUCAGAUGGCCCGGUGACCUCCCGACCUUUUACCUUCGACAUCUACUCUGAAGUGGAUGAAUGUCUGCAGGACAAUGGCGGCUGCUCCCAGCUCUGUGUGAACACUGUGGGCAGUUACCACUGUGACUGUCACCCAGGGUACACCCUGAGACCCGGAAACAGUUCAACGUGCACAGAUGUGGAUGAAUGCCUGCAGGACAAUGGCGGCUGCUCCCAGCUCUGUGUGAACACGGUGGGCAGUUACCACUGUGACUGUCACCCAGGGUACACCCUGAGACCCGGAAACAGAACAUCAUGCACAGAUGUGGAUGAGUGUCAGAGUGGGAGCCACAACUGUCACAGCUCGGCUUCCUGUUCCAACAGCCCCGGCUCCUUCCAGUGUGUGUGCGGGGCUGGCUACACUGGGGACGGACGGAAUUGUACAGAUGUGGAUGAAUGUCAGAGUGGGAGCCACGAUUGUCACAGCUCGGCCUCCUGUUCCAACAGUCCCGGCUCCUUCCAGUGUGUCUGUGGGGCUGGCUACACUGGGGAUGGAAGGACUUGUACAGAUGUGGAUGAAUGUCAGCAGGACAAUGGCGGCUGCUCCCAGCUCUGUGUGAACACGGUGGGCAGUUACCACUGUGACUGUCACCCAGGGUACACCCUGAGGCCCGGAAACAGAACAUCAUGCACAGAUGUCAACGAGUGUGCGGAUCCGGCACAGAAUCAGUGUGACAGCAACGCUCAGUGUCUGAACUCGAUGGGUUCCUACCACUGUGAGUGCAAAUCCUAUUACAGAGGGAACGGGACGCACUGUGAAGAUUGCUUUUGCCCACCAGAAAUUAUCCCAGGAUCUGUGGAUCUGCAGACUCUUUCAAGGAAUCCCUGUCCCUGUGUGUCUGGUUUCAUCGUGUCCAAUAAUUUCCAAAGCUACUACCAGCAUAGUGCAGACAUGUACUGGUUCUUCAACCUGGUCCAGGUGUCUAACUCCACUCACCUGUACACAGGAAUCCGUUUCAGGGUGGACUUGUUGACUGUGACUUCCCAGAAAGAUUACAUCUCCUUCAGCUGUGGAAUGAAUCCUGAUCAAGGCGUGCAAUUCAACUUGACUGAGGAAGACGUAGACAUCGGCACAUUUCGUGUCUUCAACUGCACUAACGUGUGGGUCCAUUUCCAUUCUGGUCCACACACACCAAGCACAAACUUCAACAUUUAUUAUGAAAUGGAGUGGUAUCCCUGCCGGAGAGUGGAUUGCGAUGUAACUGCAAGCUGUGGCUCAGAUAGGUCAGGAUAUCCGGUGUGUAUCUGCGUGCCAGGCUGGAGUGAAUCGGAGACCGGAUGUUAUGACAUUAGGAACAUGGUGCAGACUGUAGGUGCCAACGUUAGAGGACCUAACAUCACACUGACGUGGGGAGUCAAUCCAAUUCCAGGAAUUGUGAUCCUCGACUAUCAAAUUAAUAUCAAUUGUACAAACCACACCGGUGGGGUCCAGCAGAUACAGAGCUCUCAGCCUGCAAACAUGACCACUUUAAUUUUAACAGGUCUGGGCUCCCUGUCCAUGUGUACGACUAUCAUCCAGGUGAACACCUCCUCAGAUGGCCUGGUGACCUCCCGACCUUUCACCUUCAACAUCCACUCUGAUGUGGAUGAAUGCCUGCAAGACAAUGGGGGCUGCUCCCAGCUCUGUGUGAACACGGUGGGCAGUUACCACUGUGACUGUCACCCAGGGUACACCCUGAGACCCGGAAACAGAACAACGUGCACAGAUGUGGAUGAAUGUCUGCGGGACAAUGGCGGCUGCUCCCAGCUCUGUGUGAACACGGUGGGCAGUUACCACUGUGACUGUCACCCAGGGUACACCCUGAGACCCGGAAACAGAUCAAUGUGCACAGAUGUCAAUGAGUGUGUGGAUCCAGCGCUGAAUCAGUGUGACAGCAACGCUCAGUGUCUGAACUCGAUGGGUUCCUACCACUGUGAGUGCAAAUCCUAUUACAGAGGGAACGGGACACACUGUGAAGGUUGCUUUUGCCCACCAGAAAUGAUCCCAGGAUCUGUGGAUCUUCAGGCUCUUUCAAGGAAUGUUUGUCCCUGUGUAUCUGGUUUCAUCUUGUCCAAUAAUUUCCACCGCUAUUACCAGCAUAGAGCAGACAUGUACUGGUUCUUCAACUUGGUCCAGGUGUCUAACUCCACUCACCUGUACACAGGAAUCCGAUUCAGGGUGGACUUGUUGACUGUGACGUCCCAGGAAGAUCACAUCUCCUUUGGCUGUGGAAUGAAUCCUGAUCAAGACGUGCGAUUCUCUUUGACUGAGGAAGACUUAAACAUCGGAACAUUUCAUGUCUCCAACUGCACUAACAUGUGGGUCCAUUUCCAUUCUGGUCCACACACACCAAGCACAAAGUUCAACAUUUACUAUGAAAUGGAGUGGUAUCCCUGCCGGAGAGUGGAUUGUGAUGUAACUGCAAGCUGUGGCUCAGAUAGGUCAGGAUAUCCGGUGUGUAUCUGCGUGCCAGGCUGGAGAGAAUCAGAGACCGGAUGUUAUGACAUUAGGAACAUGGUGCAGACUGUAACUGCCAAUGUCACAGGACCCAACAUCACACUGACGUGGAUGGUCAAUCCGCUUCCAGGAAUUGUGAUCCUCAACUAUCGAAUCAAUGCCAAUUGUACAAACCACACUGGCGGGGUCCAGCAGAUUCAGAGCUCCCGGCCUGCAGAUGCGACCACUUUAGUUUUAACAGGUCUGGGCUCCCUGUCAGUGUGUACGACUAUCAUCCAGGUAAACACCUCCUCAGAUGUCCUGGUGACCUCCCGACCUUUUACCUUCAACGUCCACUCUGCUUGCUUUUGCCCACCAGAAAUUAUCCCAGGAACUGUGGAUCUGCAGACUCUUUCAAGGAAUCCCUGUCCCUGUACAUCUGGUUUCAUCGUGUCCAGUCAUUUCCACCGCUACCAGCAUAGUGCAGACAUGUACUGGUUCUUCAACCUGGUCCAGGUGUCUAACUCCACUCACCUGUACACAGGAAUCCGAUUCAGGGUGGACUUGUUGAUUGUGACAUCCCAGGAAGAUCACAUCUCCUUUGGCUGUAGAAUGAAUCCUGAUCAAGACGUGCGAUUCUCUUUGACUGAGGAAGACGUAGACAUCAGCACAUUUCAUGUCUCCAACUGCACUAACGUGUGGGUCCAUUUCCAUUCUGGUCCACAAACACCAAGCACAAAGUUCAACAUUUACUAUGAAAUGGACUGGACUCCCUGCCGAAGAUUGGAUUGUAACGUAACUGCAAGCUGUGGCUCAGAUAAAUCAGGAUAUCCGGUGUGUAUCUGCGUGCCAGGCUGGAGUGAAUCAGAGACCGGAUGUUAUGACAUUAGGAACAUGGUGCAGACUGUAACCGCCAAUGUCACAGGACCCAACAUCACACUGACGUGGAUGGUCAAUCCGCUUCCAGGAAUGGUGAUCCUCAACUAUCAAAUCAUCACCAAUUGCACAAACCAGACCGGUGGGGUCCAGCAGAUUCAGAGCUCCCGGCCUGCAGACACGUCCACUUUAGUUUUAACAGGUCUGGGCUCCCUGUCCAUGUGUACGACUAUCGUCCAGAUAAACACGUCCUCCGAUGGCCUAGUGACCUCUCGACCUUUCACCUUCAACAUCCACUCUGAUGUGGAUGAAUGUCUGCAGGACAAUGGCGGCUGCUCCCAGCUCUGUGUGAACACGGUGGGCAGUUACCACUGUGACUGUCACCCAGGGUACACCCUGAGGCCCGGAAACAGAACAUCAUGCACAGAUGUCAAUGAGUGUGCCGAUCCAGCGCUGAAUCAGUGUGACAGCAACGCUCAGUGUCUGAACUCGAUGGGUUCCUACCACUGUGAGUGCAAAUCCUAUUACAGAGGGAACGGGACGCACUGUGAAGGUUGCUUUUGCCCACCAGAGAUUAUCCCAGGAACUGUGGAUCUCCAGGCUCUUUCAAAGAAUCCCUGUCCCUGUGUAUCUGGUUUCAUCGUGUCCAAUAAUUUCCCCAGCUACUACCAGAAUAGUGCAGACAUGUACUGGUUCUUCAACUUGGUCCAGGUGUCUAACUCCACUCACCUGUACACAGGAAUCCGAUUCAGGGUGGACUUGUUGACUGUGACGUCCCAGGAAGAUCACAUCUCCUUUGGCUGUGGAAUGAAUCCUGAUCAAGACGUGCAGUUCACCUUGACUAAGGAAGACGUAGACAUCGGCACAUUUCGUAUCUCCAACUGCACUAACAUGUGGGUCCAUUUCCAUUCUGGUCCACAAACACCAAGCACAAAGUUUAACAUUUAUUAUGAAAUGGAGUGGUAUCCCUGCCGGAGAGUGGAUUGUGAUGUAACUGCAAGCUGUGGCUCAGAUAGGUCAGGAUAUCUGGUGUGUAUCUGCGUGCCAGGCUGGAGUGAAUCAGAGACCGGAUGUUAUGAUAUUAGGAACAUGGUGCAGACUGUAACUGCCAAUGUCACAGGACCCAACAUCACACUGACGUGGAUGGUCAAACCACUUCCAAGAAUGGUGAUCCUCAACUAUCGAAUCAUCGCCAAUUGCACAAACCGUGCAGGUGGGGUCCAGCAGAUUCAGAGCUCCCAACCUGUAGGCACAACCACUUUGGUUUUUGCAGGUCUGGGUUCUCUGUCCAUGUGUACGACUGUCAUCCAGGUAAACACCUCGUCAGACGGCCUGGUGACCUCCCAACCUUUCACCUUCAACAUCCACUCCGAUGUGGAUGAAUGCCUGCAGGACAAUGGCGGCUGCUCCCAGCUCUGUGUGAACACGGUGGGCAGUUACCACUGUGACUGUCACCCAGGGUACAUCCUGAGACCCGGAAACAGAUCAACAUGCACAGAUGUCAACGAGUGUGCGGAUCCGGCACUGAAUCAGUGUGACAGCAACGCUCAGUGUCUGAACUUGAUGGGUUCCUACCACUGUGAGUGCAAAUCCUAUUACAGAGGGAACGGGACGCACUGUGAAGGUUGCUUUUGCCCACCAGAAAUUAUCCCAGGAACUGUGGAUCUCCAGGCUCUUUCAAGGAAUCCCUGUCCCUGUGUAUCUGGUUUCAUCGUGUCCAAUAAUUUCCAAAGCUACUACCAGAAUAGUGCAGACAUGUACUGGUUCUUCAACCUGGUCCAGGUGUCUAACUCCACUCACCUGUACACAGGAGUCCGAUUCAGGGUGGACUUGUUGACUGUGACGUCCCAGGAAGAUCACAUCUCCUUUGGCUGUGGAAUGAAUCCUGAUCAAGACGUGCGAUUCACUUUGACUCAGGAAGACGUAGACAUAGACACAUUUCGUGUCUCCAACUGCACUAACAUGUGGGUCCAUUUCCAUUCUGGUCCACAAACACCAAGCACAAAGUUCAACAUUUACUAUGAAAUGGAGUGGUAUCCUUGUCGGAGAGUGGAUUGUGAUGUAACUGCAAUGUGUGGAUUAGAUAGGUCAGGAUAUCCAGUGUGUAUCUGCGUGCCAGGCUGGAGUGAAUCAGAGACCGGAUGUUAUGACAUUAGGAACAUGGUGCAGACUGUAACCGCCAAUGUCACAGGAUCCAACAUCACGCUGACGUGGAUGGUCAAUCCGUUUCCAGGAAUGGUGAUCCUCAACUAUCGAAUCAUCGCCAAUUGCACAAACCACACCGGUGGGAUCCAGCAGAUUCAGAGCUCCCAGCCUGCAGACGCAACCACUUUAGUUUUAACAGGUCUGGGCUCCCUGUCCACGUGUACAACUAUCAUCCAGAUAAACACGUCCUCUGAUGGCCUGGUGACCUCGCGACCUUUCACCUUCAACAUCCACUCUGAUGUGGAUGAAUGUCUGCAGGACAAUGGAGGCUGCUCCCAGCUCUGUGUGAACACGGUGGGCAGUUACCACUGUGACUGUCACCCAGGGUACACCCUGAGACCCGGAAACAGAUCAAGGUGCACAGAUGUCAACGAGUGUGCGGAUCCGGCACUGAAUCAGUGUGACAGCAACGCUCAGUGUCUGAACUCGAUGGGUUCCUACCACUGUGAGUGCAAAUCCUAUUACAGAGGGAACGGAACGCACUGUGAAGGUUGCUUUUGCCCACCAGAAAUUAUCCCAGGAACUGUGGAUCUCCAGGCUCUUUCAAGGAAUCCCUGUCCCUGUGUAUCUGGUUUCAUUGUGUCCAAUAAUUUCCACCGCUACUACCAGAAUAGUGCAGACAUGUACUGGUUCUUCAACUUGGUCCAGGUGUCUAACUCCACUCACCUGUACACAGGAAUCCGAUUCAGGGUGGACUUGUUGACUGUGAUGUUCCAGGAAGAUCGCAUUUCCUUUGGCUGUGGACUGAAUCCUGAUGAAAACAUGCGAUUCACGUUGACUCAGGAAGACGUAGACAUCGGAACAUUUCGUGUCUCCAACUGCACUAACAUGUGGGUCCAUUUCCAUUCUGGUCCACAAACACCAAGCACAAAGUUCAACAUUUAUUUUGAAAUGGAGUGGUAUCCCUGCCGGAGAGUGGAUUGUGAUGGAACUGCAAGCUGUGGCUCAGAUAGGUCAGGAUAUCCGGUGUGUAUCUGCGUGCCAGGCUGGAGAGAAUCGGAGACUGGAUGUUAUGACAUUAGGAACAUGGUGCAGACUGUUAGUGCCAAUGUCACAGGAUCCAAAAUCACACUGAUGUGGAUGGUCAAUCCACUUCCAGGAAUGGUGAUCCUCAACUAUCAAAUCAACGCCAAUUGCACAAACCACACUGGCGGGGUCCAGCAGAUUCAGAGCUCCUGGCCUGCAGACACGCCCACUUUAGUUUUAACAGGUCUGGGCUCCCUGUCCGUGUGUACGACUAUCAUCCAGGUGAACACCUCCUCAGAUGGCCUGGUGACCUCCCGACCUUUUACCUUCGACAUACACUCCGAUGUGGAUGAAUGUCUGCAGGACAAUGGGGGCUGCUCCCAGCUCUGUGUGAACACAGUGGGCAGUUACCACUGUGACUGUCACCCAGGGUACACCCUGAGACCCGGAAACAGAACAACGUGCACAGAUGUGGAUGAAUGUCUGCGGGACAAUGGCGGCUGCUCCCAGCUCUGUGUGAACACGGUGGGCAGUUACCGCUGUGACUGUCACCCAGGGUACACACUGAGACCCGGAAACAGAUCAAUGUGCACAGAUGUGGAUGAGUGUCAGAGUGGGAGCCACGACUGUCACAGCUCAGCCUCCUGUUCCAAUAGUCCCGGCUCCUUCCAGUGUGUCUGUGGGGCUGGCUACACUGGGGACGGAAGGACUUGUACAGAUGUGGAUGAAUGUCUGUGGGACAAUGGCAGCUGCUCCCAGCUCUGUGUGAACAUGGUGGGCAGUUACCACUGUGACUGUCACCCAGGGUACACCCUGAGACCCGGAAGCAGAAUGACAUGCACAGAUGUGGAUGAGUGUCAGACUGGGAGCCACAACUGUCACAGCUCAGCCUCCUGUUCCAAUAGUCCCGGCUCCUUCCAGUGUGUGUGUGGGGCUGGCUACACUGGGGAUGGAAGGACUUGUACAGAUGUGGAUGAAUGUCUGUGGGACAAUGGCAGCUGCUCCCAGCUCUGUGUGAACAUGGUGGGCAGUUACCACUGUGACUGUCACCCAGGGUACACCCUGAGACCCGGAAGCAGAAUGACAUGCACAGAUGUGGAUGAGUGUCAGACUGGGAGCCACAACUGUCACAGCUCAGCCUCCUGUUCCAAUAGUCCCGGCUCCUUCCAGUGUGUGUGUGGGGCUGGCUACACUGGGGAUGGAAGGACUUGUACAGAUGUGGAUGAAUGUCUGUGGGACAAUGGCAGCUGCUCCCAGCUCUGUGUGAACAUGGUGGGCAGUUACCACUGUGACUGUCACCCAGGGUACACCCUGAGACCCGGAAGCAGAAUGACAUGCACAGAUGUGGAUGAGUGUCAGACUGGGAGCCACAACUGUCACAGCUCAGCCUCCUGUUCCAAUAGUCCCGGCUCCUUCCAGUGUGUGUGUGGGGCUGGCUACACUGGGGAUGGAAGGACUUGUACAGAUGUGGAUGAAUGUCUGCAGGACAAUGGCGGCUGCUCCCAGCGAUGUGCAAACUCAGUGGGCAGUUACCUCUGUGGUUGUCACCCAGGGUACAUGCCGAUUCUCGGAAGCAGAACAUCAUGCACAGAUGUCAACGAGUGUGCGGAUCCGGUGCUGAAUCAGUGUGACAGCAACGCUCAGUGUCUGAACUCGAUGGGUUCCUACCACUGUGAGUGCAAAUCCUAUUACAGAGGGAAUGGGACGCACUGUGAAGGUUGCUUUUGCCCACCAGAAAUUAUCCCAGGAACUGUGGAUCUGCAGACUCUUUCAAGGAAUCCCUGUCCCUGUGUGUCUGGUUUCAUCGUGUCCAAUAAUUUCCAAAGCUACUACCAGCAUAGUGCAGACAUGUACUGGUUCUUCAACCUGGUCCAGGUGUCUAACUCCACUCACCUGUACACAGGAAUCCGAUUCAGGGUGGAUUUGUUGACUGUGACAUCCCAGGAAGAUCACAUCUCCUUUGGCUGUGGAAUGAAUCCUGAUCAAGACAUGCGAAUCACUUUCACUGAGAAACACUUGGACAUCAGAACAUUUAGUGUCUCCAAUUGCACGAGCAUGUGGGUCCAUUUCCAUUCUGGUCCACACACACCAAGCACAAAGUUCAACAUUUAUUAUGAAAUGGAGUGGUAUCCCUGUCGGAGAGUGGAUUGUGAUGUAACUGCGACGUGUGGCUCAGAUAGGUCAGGAUAUCCGGUGUGUAUCUGCGUGCCAGGCUGGAGUGAAUUGGAGACCGGAUGUUAUGACAUUAGGAACAUGGUGCAGACUGUAACCACCAAUAUCAUUGGACCCAACAUCACAUUGAUGUGGAUGGUCAAUCCACUUCCAGGAAUGGUGAUCCUCAACUAUCGAAUCAUCGCCAAUUGCACAAACCAGACCGGUGGGGUCCAGCAGUUUCAAAGCUCCCAGCCUGCAGACACGACCACUUUAGUUUUAACAGGACUGGGCUCCCUGUACAUGUGCACCACUGUCAUCCAGGUGAACACCUCCUCAGAUGGUCUGGUGACCUCCCGACCUUUUACCUUCGACAUCCGCUCCGAGAUGAUCCUGGAGCCUUUACGUUUAAUCUCCAUCUCAGCCACUGAUGCUGUUAUUUCAUGGGGUUCCCGUAGGAGUGUAAGUAGUCUGAGAGCCUGCCGACUCAACUAUUACAAUACUGGGGCUCCCCAUAUGAUUCAUACCAUCAAUGCCAGCUCAGUCAGUACAGAGACACUGAUCACAGGGUUGGAACCAAAUACCGCAUACACUACGUUCAUGGAGUGUGAUUUUCCCUUGAAUCAAACAAUCACUUCCCAGCCUCUUGAAAUUACCACUCCUUCAUAUUGGCAAUUUUUAAGCAACCUAAGUGUUUCUCAUGUCACAGCAAGUGUCGCUGUGAUUAGCUGGGACCCACCAAAGUCACAAACUGUCCUGGUUGUAUCGUACCACAUUAACUAUGGCCCCUAUGGGAGCAACAGACUCAUGAAGACAGUGGUUACUGUUCCUCCAAUCACAAGAGUGAUCCUCACAGAUCUGAAUGAGUCAACACUCUAUGUUGUGUCAGCUUCUGCAAAAACUUUCUUUGGAGAUAAGGACAGUGGUUUGCUGUUGAAAUUUAUGACCCAAAGCUUCAUUCAGCCAGUCAAGAUUCCAUCAGCCCCUCAAGAAGUGAAGGUGGGGGAGUUUGAACAAUGCUGUGUGCUUGUUAGCUGGAAACCUCCAUCAGCACCUAAGGAGAAAAUAAUACAGUACAAUGUUGAUGUCCAGGUCAAUGAAUCCUCAUCAGUGCAAUACACAACAACUGUAAACUAUAUCUACCUGCAAGACCUGGAUCCAAAUCAGAUCUAUAUUAUCAGUGUGUCUGCAGUGAAUAGUCAAGGUGUAAGAUCGGCCAGUGAGAAGCUAUCUGUCAGAAUGAUCCAGCAUCCUGAAGCAACAGCAAAAAUAAAGCCACGAUUACUGAUCAGUGAAGAUUUCUCAGUAAGGGUAUCGAGCAUCUUCUUGAGGCUUCCGGAGUGCGGAGUAUUCGAUGCAGCUGCGAAACAGCUGAAUGCCACAUACGGUCGCCUCUCCAUCUACAUUGUUGUUGCAACGGAGAAAGUUGCCUCUGAGAAUUUUACCCUGCUGUCUCUGGACACACUUCCCGGGCUCUACUACUAUUACACUGGCACGGAAGGACAACACCCAUACAUCGCACAGCAACACUUUUCUGUCUAUGACUGCAGUGACAGAGAGCAUCAACAGCGUGAAAAGACUGUGUCAUACUACAUGAUUGGCUCCAAUGUUAUGUGCAACUCAAUUGAAAUCAUUUGUGACAGACUACUCCAGUCUAACACAAGCUACAGAAUCAAGUACAUUCUGGCUGAUCAACAUAAAGGAGAGAUCAUGAGCAGUGAUUGGUCAGAUACAUUCAGGACCAAGACAGCAACUACUCCUCACCAAGUACUGGAAGACAACUGGCAGCGGUCUGCAGGGAUGAUCGUCAUCACAGUCAUAUCAUUGUUUCUCCUCUGCUUCCUACUCCUUUGCCUUCUCCUUAUGUGCUGCUACAGAAAGAAAAGGACUGGAAUCAUGUGGAAUACCUGGAUAGGAUAUGACACACAUUUUAAGAGGAAUAUACGCACGGACAAUGUGUUCUCAGCAGCAGGUGGAAUGCAGGAAGAUCGGAAAGUGAACAAUACAUUGUUCGUUCUCCAACCACAGCACCAACGAUACAACGAGGACAAUAUUCCUCAAUCCUGGCAAUUUCCACAAUAUUACAGUGGUUAUGAGCAGAAGACACCGCCAAUAAAUCAAGGAAUAAACUCCAAUCACCUGUCACUCAACUGCGUCUCGCCAACCUCGGAUAAAGGCAUGAUGAUUCAGGACAGUGUUUAUGGAGACAAGGAGUCAAGAAGACAAGGGAUGGGCUCUAAUCAUCUGUCAUACAGCACCCUCAGUAACUCUACAUCCUAUGAUGGCCUGGCCUUCCAGAAGAGAGAUUUCGAUCAGAAACAGCUGGUUCAGACCGGAUUCACCGGGCAUCGAUGGAUCUGGAAUGGAAAAGUUCCAACCAGAUCAAUUCAGACGGGGUCUUUUCGGAGUGGCUCAGAAUCGAAUCGAUUGAUCCAGACGGGAUCAGUUCAGAGUGGGUCCACUCAGUCCAGAUCUGUACUGGACAGAUCAACUCAGACUCUGCAGUUAUGGAAUGGAUCCAUUAAGACUGAAUCAAACCAGACUGAAAUGGCCAAGAUGGGAUGGGCUGAGACUGGAUCAGUCUACACAGAGUCAAUACAGCAUGGAUUAGCUCCAACUGGAUUAAGGGAACACACAGUGGCUCCCAUGGCCACCAGGCUCCCCCUUGGUGUGAGGAUGGUUCAAAGUCGAUCAGUUCAGACUGAGAUGGAAGAGGGCGGAUCACUCGGGAUGGGUUCAGUGCUGUCCACCAAAAGGUACCCCCUCAACGCAAGGAUGGUUCAAAGUCUAUCAGCUCAGACUGAGAUGGAAAAGGGUGGAUCAGUGCUAUCCUCCAACAGGUUCAGUGACACAUCAAGUUUGGUUGAAUCAGUAAGGAUCCGAUCAUCAACACAGUUCAUUAAGUCAAACAGGGAGAUUCAUCUUGUUUCAACCUCUUCACCCACCUCAGGCAGUAUCGAUAACCAAUGAGCAUCAAUCCAAGUUUGCGUUCAAGGUGAAACUUGUCGAACAUCUACUCAUGCUGGGCAAUUAUUGAACAGCAGUGCUUAAAGCAAUUUCCUCUUCACAGAAACGCUUCACAUCAACAGAAAUGAGGAACAAGGAUCUAACAUAUCCAUGGUCAUUGCAAUAGAAAUGUCAACUAUAAUGGGCAGACACUUUGACUGCACUGUAGUGGCUUGCCUAGUGUUUGUAUUUUACUAUAUAUAUUACCAAAAUCUGACAAUGGUGUGCAGCAUUUAAACUUCAAUAAAUACUGUUUUACCAAGUUA